Molecule: messenger RNA, 2618 nt
Organism: Anopheles funestus (African malaria mosquito)
Lineage: Eukaryota; Metazoa; Arthropoda; Insecta; Diptera; Culicidae
Product: homeobox protein vnd-like
Exons: 2
Coding region: 922-1815 (297 amino acids)
Source: RefSeq, a predicted model, not a curated record
ACACACACACACACAUAAGCACUAAUAGGGGGAACAUUUAAAGAGAGGAAAAUCGAAAAAAAAGCGAAAAAAGCGAAAAACCUACGCGAUUGGGAAACUCGAGCAAACUCGAGAGCAAAAGAGCGAUACACGGUGAGUGCACACGCAAGUGAAAGAGCUAGCGACAAAUGGUUCCUUUGCCGUGCGCUCUUGCUCUGCUCUUUCCUCAUCGUGCCGUCCGUUCGUUCCCUUGGUUUCGAGUGCCGUGCAACGAGUGGGCACUUACCUUCUCAAGUGAAAACAUAAUUUAGUUACAGUCAAGCACAGCUUCAGCCCGAGACGGACGUCAAUGCUGGCGACUUGGCGUACUUGGCGCGUUCGGGUGGUACUACAAUAGUGUGUGGGCAUCCCUGCAGUUCUUUGUUGUUAUUGUUGUUGUGCUACCACCUUCCAAAAGUGUGUCCAUGUUAUACAAAAGUUUAUGAAUGCAUUUCGUGUUCCUUUAAGCGUGUAUUUACGAUAUGCCUGGCUCGACUUUGAAUGUGUUUACCCAAUGAAUGGCAGUUCCGUUUAGUGCAAGUGGAAACAUUAUUCUCUAUAGAAAGUAUACAUUUAUUAGUGUUUUAAAAAUAAUUAGAAAUAAAGCAAGAAGUGUACCUUUAAGUAGCCUCCGAAAAACAGUCUCCUUUUGCACUUAAAACGUUACCUUUACCUACCAAAGUGGCCACCGAAAAGAACGAACCCGUGGCAAACGCCACCGGUGGACGGUGCAGUCGUUCGCCCUCGUCUACUAGACCGGUGGAACCAUCGCCACAGUCACCUCGUGUACGAUCGCCGGCAAAUACGGUGGUGAACAACGGUGCAGCUGGAGCAGCGCCGGGUAGUCCCAGUGAGACGACUUCCAGCCCGAGCCAAACCGUACUGCCGGACGGACCUACAGUGAUGGCGGGUCCGACGGCAACGGCACCGGUCCUAACCUGGUCGCCAUUGCUAUUUCCACCCUGGAAUACAGCUUUACUGCCGGCAGCGUUUUAUCCCGUUGCCGCUCUUCGAUCACUGCCUGGGUUCCUUGAUAGUAUGAAACUGCCGCAAUCGCAACGAACUACCAGUACCGGUGCUGGCUUCCGUAUCUGCAACCUGCUCGAGCUGGACAACGACAAAAAGCAGCAUGCGAAAAAGCGAAAAAGCUCCAGCUCGAUAGACGAUCCCGUAACGCUGCACCGUACCCGUGACCAUGAUGCGGAUGAGGCGGACGAUGAAGAUGAUUCCGGUGCGGCCGAUACGGCCUGUCCAGAUGGUUCGCUUACGCGACGAAGUGGGACCACGCUGUCCCAGGAAGACACUAGUAGCAAUCCGGAUCUGCACGGUUGCAGUGUGAUCAACAGUGACGAUGACAGCAGACCUGAAGCCCGUGGCCCGGAUGGUGGCAGGGGUAGGAUGGGCAGUGCAGCAAGCCGUGGACAGGACGAACGGACCAGUCCUUCGGCGGCGAGUGGCGAUGAGGGUGGUGGGAAACCAUCGUUCGGCUUACGAACUACCACCAGCCUGGCGGAAGAUUUACAUGCCCGGUUCGGGUAUACGGGGCUACAUCCUAGUGCCCAUCUUUCGCAUCUACCUUCACAUCCACACCAUCAUCAUACUCAUCACCAGCAUAAUCACCAUCAUCAACAUCAUCCGACACAUCUGCAUCAUCCGCAUCAUACGCUCGCUUCUACGCCUCCUGGUCAUGCCCUGUUUGGUGGACGAUCCUGGCCGUACGAUAGCUGCAAUACACUCAAUGGUAAGUGUAUAAUAGUGAUAUUUGGUAAUUGGAAGACAUUUAAGAAGAGAAUUUAAUAUCACGAGCUAAGAUUGAAGUUGAAGGAAAGUUGGUCAGAGACAGAUCUUUUUGGAAUUGAAAUUGAGAACCAUUCUGAAAUUACUGAGUUCCGAAUGUUAAAUUAAAGUUGCGACCAUUCCGUUCCACCAAGCGAGGAGAUCAUUACUCUCAUUAGGAUCUUUCUUGGAGGACUACUAGAUCAUAUGUCUGCUAUGAGAUUCGAUCCUCAAGACUAUCGAGAGUCUGCAUAUUUGUUGAGAUUUGAGGGCCUUUAUCAGACUUAUUUGCUUAGAUUUUCUCCUGAAAAAAAGAGGACUUCGAUAUGAAUAUAACUAAAAAAAGAACAGAUAACUUCCCUGUAUAAAACUCCGAAUAUCCCCGCUCUUCAUUGCUAUUGAGCUGCAUUAGAAGAGGGGUUCCAUAUCUAAACGUUCGAUUGUGGAUUAACCUACAAAACAACAGAUUGAUGGGUUUCAAAGUAAUUAUUAAUGUAGUCCCCUUGUCGUACGUGUGACUUCUCACACGUUGAGCUGAAUCCAUGAAUGGGCUCACCGUCUCUGCAGCUGGUCUGCAAAAAGGCCGGGCUGACCAGCUGGACCGGGGCAGAGAAGGCACAAGCCACAAACAUUGGAGGGACAAAAGUGCUGGAACAAUUAGGCCACUGACAUGCCGCCAACAUUACACGGACACACAAUCGAUUCGUUCACUGUUCAGACCGUGAUCGUUUACAUCAAAUCAGCCCAAGAAAGGCUGUGUCCGUGUGGGUUGAUUUACAACUUCCGGAGUGCGGAGAGUUCGUUCUAGUGUUGGUCUCGUUAUG